CCCUAUAAAAGCGUGUGUUAGCAGGCCCUAAUCACAUUCGCUCUUUCAUCCUACUUCUACAAACCAUCAAGCCGUCCCUACCCACCCUUCAAAAUGUACAAACUGGUAGUGUUCACCGCCCUCCUGGCCGUCGCUGCCGCUGCACCAGGCUUCCUCAGCGCCCCUAUCGCCGCAGCACCGUGGGGCCAUGGCGUGGUCAGCGCACCCCUAGUUAGCACUGGUGUCGUCAAGACCGCUGUUCCUGUAGCCACUUCUUAUGCCAAUACUGUUAGGAUCGCAUCGCCAGCUGCAGUGGUGGCUGCGCCGGCGCCUAUAGUCGCCGCCCACGCGCCCAUUGUCGCGGCCCACGCGCCGGUCGUCGCAGCUCCCGCUUAUGCCCAUGGAUGGUGAGGGCUCGAUAAGCCAAACCAACACCGUGGCCCAACACAGGCUUACGUCGCCUAGUUCCGGAAUGUGCAACAGUCAAACCAUAUCUAUUACAUUUAGGCUAAGUCCAAUCGGCUCGUCAAGUUGGAGCAAAAUCUAGCUCUACAGAGUUGGAGAGUUGUGCCACAGUUUGGAAAUAAUAUGCAAUAAAUUCUUACUUUUACAUAUUUA
This is a messenger RNA of Manduca sexta (tobacco hornworm), 597 nucleotides long. RefSeq names its product larval/pupal cuticle protein H1C (gene CPH17). The transcript has 3 exons. The coding region runs from base 94 to 390 and encodes 98 amino acids. The record is from RefSeq and is a predicted model, not a curated record. NCBI's taxonomy places the organism in Eukaryota, Metazoa, Arthropoda, Insecta, Lepidoptera, Sphingidae.